Aricia agestis (brown argus) is the source of this 2047-nucleotide messenger RNA. RefSeq names its product glucose-6-phosphate exchanger SLC37A2 (gene MFS16). Gene Ontology annotation, cellular component: membrane. The coding region runs from base 234 to 1886 and encodes 550 amino acids. NCBI's taxonomy places the organism in Eukaryota, Metazoa, Arthropoda, Insecta, Lepidoptera, Lycaenidae. The record is from RefSeq and is a predicted model, not a curated record. The transcript has 14 exons. Gene Ontology annotation, biological process: transmembrane transport. Gene Ontology annotation, molecular function: transmembrane transporter activity.
ACAACGCAAGUCGCAAACUGUUCAAAAGUAAAAUUUUAAGGAUUUUUUACGAUCUUUUUAUUCGAAUCAUGGAUUAAGUUUAUAAAAGUUUUGUUUUAUAUUACUAUUAACCUAAAUCUGGAGCUGCCAUUUUUUUAAAUAGUCAUUACCACCGUUCGCCGGAGUUUCGUGUUAGCCAUGCAAGUAACGUAAACAAAGAAUAAACUAUGCGUGUGGUAUUGUGCUAAACGUGGAUGGGAGGGUCGGUAACAGUUUUGAAAAGUUUUAUGGGCAGGAAGUUCCUUCAGAGGGUCAAAAUGAACGGAGUGAGCCGCGACGCCCCCGUGGGGAUCCAGUGUCUACAGAAGCUGUGCCCGCGGCUACAAAUUAACAGAUUACGAUGGUAUCAAGCAAGUGUACUGGUGCUGACAUACUUCACAUACAUGACAUAUCACUUGACAAGGAAGCCUAUAUCGGUGGUGAAGAAUGUGCUGCACCAGAACUGCAGCGGAUUUACUCCUCCAUCAAAUGUGCCACCGGGAGAUGAUGAGUGGUGUAACUGGGCACCUUUUAACACACCAGAGGCCAAAUCAUUGUUGGGGACAUUGGAUUCCGCGUUUCUGUUUUCAUAUGCAGGCGCCAUGUUUUUAUCAGGCAUGGUGGCUGAACGAGUGGACCUGCGAUAUUUCCUGUCACUGGGCAUGAUGAUCUCCGCUAUCAUGUGCUACCUGUUCGGCCUGGGCAAAACACUCAACAUACAUCACAUCGCCUUCUAUCUGAUUGUUCAGGCGGGCGCGGGCGUCGCUCAGACGACGGGGUGGCCGGGCACCGUCGCCAUCGUGGGCAAGUGGUUCGGCAACACCAAGAAGGGCCUCAUCUUCGGCAUAUGGAAUUCGCACACCUCGCUUGGGAAUAUUUUGGGCACUGUCCUGGCGGCGGAGUACGUGGAGUCGGACUGGGCGCUGUCGUUCGUGUACCCGGCGCUGGUGAUGGGCGGCGUGGCCUUCAUCGUGUUCCUGUUCCUCGCGCCGGAGCCCCGACACGUGGGCCUGCAGCUCGACCGCGCCUCCCCCAGCCGACAGUCGAACAGAUCUGACGACGAGGAGGAGCCGUCGCAGGUGAUAGUGGGCGACCAGGCGGCGAGCUUGCGGCCGUCGCGCCACUCCGCUAACACGCAGCAUCAACAAGACGACGCCACAGAGGAGACUGCGCUGCUGUCGCGUCGCUCGUCUCGCUCGCACACUGGCGCCAUCUCACUCAGUCGCGCGUUCACCAUCCCCGGCGUGGUGGAGUUCUCCCUGUCUCUGUUCUUCGCGAAACUCGUCAGCUAUACGUUCCUAUACUGGCUGCCGUCGUAUAUUAAUUCGUCGACGACGCUGACGCCGCGUCAGUCGGGCGAGCUGUCUACGGCGUUCGACGUGGGCGGCGUGGUGGGCGCGGCGCUGGCGGGCCUGCUGGCCGACGCCGCCGCCUGCCCCGCCCUCGUCUGCACCGGCUUCUACGCCCUCUGCGCACCCACUCUGCUGGCGUACCUGUGGUGGGGCGCGAGCUCGUACGGCGCGAGCGUGGCGCUGCUGGUGGCGGCCGGCGUGCUCGUCAACGGGCCCUACGCGCUCAUCACCACCGCCGUCAGCGCUGACCUCGGUACUCACAGCAGCCUGGCGGGCGACGCGCAGGCGCUGGCGACCGUCACCGCCAUCAUUGACGGCACGGGCAGCAUCGGCGCGGCGGUGGGUCCGUCGAUAGCGGGCGUGAUGGCGGGCCAGAGCUGGAGCGUGGUGUUCUACAUGCUCAUAGCCUGCGACUUCAUGGCGCUCAUACUGCUCCUCAGGAUAGCCAAGUCCGAGGUGGUUCACUUGCGACGCGAGCGACGGUUGGCGUCGCCGCGCGUCGUGCGCAUCGAGUGAGACAGUAUUAUGAGACACAACACCACAACGGCAUUGCAAUGAAUGAGGUCGCUGCUUCGAAUUUUGCCUUAAGCGGACACCACCUCCGACGACGCUUGAGCUUCGAGGCAGCGGCCUAACGUCUGAUAAACUCUUACCUAAAUAGUAAAUACCCUCGUGUU